AUGCAUUUGCUCAAUCUACUUCCACUGCUCUCCCUCGCCUCGCUGGGAACUUCCCUCCCAAGCGAUAACCAACAAAACGGACCAGAAAGCAUCACGCCCUACACACCCUCCUCUUCUUCUUUCUCGGUCUACCCAACACCAACACCCUCAGGCAAACCCGGCGGCACACGCCUCGGGCGCGCUGUGGUGGUCAAUCAUUGCAGAAACCCAGUGUACAUCUGGUCCGUCGGCUCCACCGUCCGGCCGGAGGUGACCCUCCUCCCCCAAACACAAUACACUGAGACUUUCCGGGAGGACCCCGUCGCCGGCGGCAUCGCUAUCAAGAUCAGCACUGAGGAAGAUGGACUGUAUGUUAGUGCGCCCACGACGGUGUUUGCGUAUAACUUGUCCGACCACCAGGUGUGGUACGACCUCUCCGAUGUGUUUGGCGAUCCCUUUGCGGGAUACCCUGUGCGCUUGCACCCUGCGGAGCCGGAGAUCUACUGGCAGCAGGGCAUUCCGCCGGCUGGUAGCCAGGUACGGGUGAUGGAUGCGUCGACGGAUUUGGUGUUGACGCUCUGUUGA
This is a messenger RNA of Penicillium riverlandense, 564 nucleotides long. Its product is annotated as Bys1 family protein. Lineage: Eukaryota; Fungi; Ascomycota; Eurotiomycetes; Eurotiales; Aspergillaceae. The transcript has a single exon. The record is from RefSeq and is a predicted model, not a curated record. The coding region runs from base 1 to 564 and encodes 187 amino acids.